Rhipicephalus microplus (southern cattle tick) is the source of this 1062-nucleotide messenger RNA. Its product is annotated as two pore potassium channel protein sup-9. Gene Ontology annotation, molecular function: outward rectifier potassium channel activity; potassium ion leak channel activity. The record is from RefSeq and is a predicted model, not a curated record. Gene Ontology annotation, cellular component: plasma membrane. NCBI's taxonomy places the organism in Eukaryota, Metazoa, Arthropoda, Arachnida, Ixodida, Ixodidae. Gene Ontology annotation, biological process: stabilization of membrane potential; potassium ion transmembrane transport.
AUGAAGCGGCAAAACGUGCGCACGCUCUCGCUGAUCGUGUGCACCUUCACGUAUCUGCUCGUCGGCGCGGCCAUCUUCGACGCGCUCGAGUCGGACCACGAGGGCAAGCAGCACGGGGCACUGACGUACAUCGAGGACAUGCUGGUGCGCAAGUACAACAUCAGCGCCGACGACCGCAAGAUCUGGCAGACGGUGGUCAUCAAAAUGGUGCCCCACCGGGCCGGCACUCAGUGGAAGUUCACCGGGGCAUUCUACUUCGCCACCACGGUGCUCACCACCAUCGGGUACGGUCACUCGACCCCAGCCACGUGGGGCGGGAAGACGUUCUGCAUGUUCUACGCCUUGGUCGGCAUCCCUCUGGGGCUCGUCAUGUUCCAGAGCAUCGGUGAGCGGCUCAACACGUUCGUCGGUUACCUGCUCAAGCACGGCAAGCGCUGCCUACGCAUGCGCAACACGGACGUAUCGGAGACCAACCUCGUGUGCCUGGUGUCGGUGCUGAGCACUGUGGUGAUGACCACGGGCGCGGCCGCCUUCUCGGCGUACGAAGGGUGGGACUACUUCGACUCCUUCUACUACUGCUUCAUCACGCUCACCACCAUCGGCUUCGGCGACUACGUGGCGCUCCAGAAAGAGGGCGCGCUCAAGCAGAAGCCCGAGUACGUGGCCUUCAGCCUGGUGUUCAUCCUGUUCGGCCUCUCUGUGGUGUCUGCCGCCAUGAACUUGCUCGUGCUGCGCUUCCUCACCAUGAACACCGAGGACGAGCGGCGGGACGAGGCGGAGGCCCAGUGCGCGGCCCAGGAGGCCGUGCGUCUCGAGGGCGACGUUAUCACGGCCGACGGAAGCGUCGUGUCCGGCCACGGCGGAGGGGACCACUCGGACACGGACGAUGUGACGUCGGUGUGCUCGUGCACGUGCUAUGCUCGUGGGUCGUCCAGGCCGCCCCAGUCGCAGCAGCCGAGGUACUCGCUGCGCUAUUCCCCGUCGCCAGUGGAGUCGUCGCUGGCCCAUGAUGACGUGUUGCUACCAAUGGACGCGCUCAUGAUGAAACGGGCUUCAGUCUGA